GGCGUUGCUGGGUGGUUUAGUGAAGUGUGGAAACAUGGGUUCCCAAAAAACAAUAUUUUCUCCGAAGGGGCAUGGAAAAUGGCUGGGCACUACUCUGAGGCGGUUUGGCAGGAGAGUGACAAAAUUGGUUGCGCAGUUGUGUGGUGCCCAGGCAUGACAUUUGUGGGAUGCGAAUACAACCCUGGCAGAGAUGAGGCCCUCUGCAUUUCCUCCAGGAUACGUUCCCCUUCAUACGGUACCCACUACAACGACCACUACGACAACGACGAAAAAGCCAACUACCACUACAACGACACCAACUACGACUACAACGAAGCCACUGUACCUGUGUCGUGCCCAGGACUUAAUAAUGGCAUGACAGAUGAGGUUAGGGAGAUGUUCCUCAACAGGCACAAUAACUAUCGAUCGCUCAUAGCUAGUGGGCGAGCCAUGAACAAACUUGGAGGAUUCGCUCCGAAAGCCGCUAGAAUGAUGAAAACGGUACGACUCCAUCAUGACUUAAUUCGAUUAUUACCACAUCGGGUACUUUGA
Molecule: messenger RNA, 531 nt
Organism: Haemonchus placei
Lineage: Eukaryota; Metazoa; Nematoda; Chromadorea; Rhabditida; Trichostrongylidae
Source: the annotation of a GenBank genome assembly